UUUCUCGUCACCCACAUUAGGAGGAAUUACAACAUUUUGAGAUAGGUUUAACAAUCUUAGGUUGGAACAAUUUGUAAGUGUAGUUGGAAUCGAUGACCUCUCGUUUGCGUAGACGGUCGAGAGGAGGUAACCAGCCGGAGAGUGUUUGAGGAGAGGUUGAGUUCCAUGAGGAAUGUCAGGUUCCCAAGGUAGGGGGAGAUAGUGCCCGACAAGCCUUGCCGGCGAAGGUCUAGGAACAUAAGAGGCCGUUUCACUCGCAAAAGGGGAUGCUUGUGUUCCAUGAGCUCAAGGCUCUAUCUGGAUCGCUGGUGAUGACCUUCUUGAAUUCGAGCAAAGAGUGCAUGGCACUGUCCGCUGAACCAUGGAUUCGACUCCAUGACAAAACAGCAGCAGUGCAAACAACACAAGCAUGUCAUCCAGCAAAGAGUGCAUGUCAGUCACAAGCUGUGCUCAGGACGGCCAACAGGCUUAAAUCCGAGGUGUGCCGGUUUGUAGGUACUUCUCUAAGAAAUUGAUUUCAAUGAGUUUCUUGAUCUGCUAGGAUUCGAUAUUACUCUACCUUGAAUUUUAAAAAAGACCAAGUAAUCUCUCUUCGUGAUCGAAAAAAAAAAAACAAGCUGUGCUCAGCUUGAGCAUCCGCAAGCAGGUGUCCAAUACCUGUAAAACGUCGAGCAUAAUUAAACAUUCGAAAAUAAGUAGGGUGAAAAAAACAAGAAAUCAUCUCAAGAGAUUGUCACCUUGGUUCUUCAAAUUGGUAACGGUGCCGUGCCGAUCGAAGCCAGUAUGUGUUGUCAGCUUGCGUGUUGCAACUCGGAUGGUCACUUGCUCAUUUGCUCAGCUCUGCCGCCGCCUAAGACUGGCUCUGCAUGCUCGUUGCGUCCACACACUUCCCAUUCGUUCACUCGCUGUCCCGCUCGCCCCCGUCUCUCCUCCAUCCGCGGCUGCGCGAGCGCGCACCGUCUCCUUCCCUUGCCCUGCUUCCAGUACGCGACGACCAGGGCAACGACGGCCGCCCUCGCGGUGGCCGCAGGGCACUGGCGGUUGAUGGGGUCGCUGAUCAACAUCGAGGGGCUCAGGUUUGGAGUGGUUGUGGCACGAUUCAACGAGGUAGUGACAAACUUGCUACUGUAGGUAGCUCUGGAGACCUUUCAGCGGUAAUCCGUCAAAGACGAGAACAUAACAGUUGCUAGCGUUCCUGGCAGCUUCGAAAUUCCUGUUGCGGCACAAAAGCUUGGGAAGUCUGGUGGCUUCGACGCGAUUUUGUGCGUUAGUGCUGUGGUACGCUUAGCCUAUUUUGUACGCACAUCUUAGCUUGUAUCCAGAAGUUCUAUUUACAAAGCUAUACAGAUGGUUGGCUCUUUAGGGGAAAUUUUUUAUCAUAUAUGUCAAAUAAUGAGCAUGAAUGAUAAUUUUUCUAUUUGG
Molecule: messenger RNA, 1422 nt
Organism: Phragmites australis (common reed)
Lineage: Eukaryota; Viridiplantae; Streptophyta; Magnoliopsida; Poales; Poaceae
Product: 6,7-dimethyl-8-ribityllumazine synthase, chloroplastic-like
Exons: 3
Biological process (GO): riboflavin biosynthetic process
Cellular component (GO): intracellular anatomical structure; riboflavin synthase complex
Molecular function (GO): 6,7-dimethyl-8-ribityllumazine synthase activity
Source: RefSeq, a predicted model, not a curated record